Messenger RNA from Erigeron canadensis, 1394 nucleotides. Its product is annotated as two-pore potassium channel 1-like. Gene Ontology annotation, biological process: potassium ion transmembrane transport; stabilization of membrane potential. Gene Ontology annotation, cellular component: plant-type vacuole membrane. Gene Ontology annotation, molecular function: potassium ion leak channel activity. The transcript has 4 exons. NCBI's taxonomy places the organism in Eukaryota, Viridiplantae, Streptophyta, Magnoliopsida, Asterales, Asteraceae. The coding region runs from base 178 to 1275 and encodes 365 amino acids. The record is from RefSeq and is a predicted model, not a curated record.
CGACAGCUUAGUGUGCUCAUCCAACGCUUGACUUUCAUUACACACUAAACCGCGUGUUUGUUUAUAUAUAUAAUAAACACCGGUCCCGAUAUAACUACUAGCAGCCGUUAACAGUUCGAGAACACGAAAAUUUCGUAGAGGCGGACUCUUUAAAGAAACGGUGCACGUCAAGCUACAAUGGCAUCUAACGAAGGAAACCAAGCUUCACCGAUAGGACCACCAAAGCCUGCACUUGCAAUUGCAAAAGAUCAAAUAGCUUCCCUCAAAAGAAAAAGAUUUCGACGUGUUAAAAGUGCCCCAAUGGCAGACUCCUUGUCAUCAAUAUCCAAACCAGCUGUCCCUCUUCCACGACCCAAGUCUGUUUUCAAUUACCUUCACCCUAGUUACAGAAAAGUGGCCAUCCUUUUGUGUGUUUAUUUGGGUGCGGGCACGCUUUGUUUUUAUCUCCUCAGACACCAGAUUAAUGGAAAGAAAACAAACAGUGUCUUAGAUUCUGUUUACUUCACUGUUGUCACAAUGACUUCCGUUGGGUAUGGAGACCUAUUUCCCGGUAGCAAUGCUACAAUACUACUUGCUUGUCUUUUCGUUUUCUUGGGUAUGCUUCUUAUUGGGCUCGUGCUAAGUAAAGCCGCAGACCUUUUAGUUGAGCAACAGGAACUACUACUUGCAAAAGCAAUACAUAUGCAUCGAACAGUUGGUACUGCAGAAACAUUAAAAAGGAUGGAAACCAACAGAAUGAGAAACAAGUGUAUAAUACUUGUAGUCUUGCUUGCCGUCCUUAUGGCUGCUGGGACGGCGGUCUUGGUUGCUGUGGAGAAUUUGGACUUUGUUCACGCCUUUUAUUGUGUCGUUGGAACGAUUACGAGUCUAGGUUACAUUGACAAAUGCUUCUCAACAAAAGGUGGGCGUGUCUUUGCGCUUUUUUGGAUAUUGUCUGGUACUAUUUAUUUAGCUCAGUUGCUCUUUGCUUUUGCUGUGUUACACACUCAAAGAAGACAGAGGUCGUUAGUGAAAUGGGCUCUUAAAAGAAAAACGACACCUGCAGACCUGGAGGCAGCUGAUCUUGAUGAUGAUGGUGUUGUUGUGGCGGCUGAGUUCAUCCUUUAUAAGCUAAAAGAGAUGGGAAAGAUCAGCCAAGAAGACAUGGCACCUAUCAUGGAAGAGUUUGAAAGACUCGACUUUGACAAGACGGGCACAUUGACAGCAUCAGAUGUUCUGCUUUCACAAUCUUCGUGGUACGCCGCAGACAUCUUGCUUACACAAGCAUCCGUGUGACACAUUUACAUCAACAGGAAUGCAAGUAUGCAACAACAGAUAGUAUUUGCUAAUUCUUUACAUGUAUCUAUGAUUCUGUGAAUUGAAUAUAAUUUAUUACUUUGUUUAAGUUCAGAUAA